AUCCUGGAGAUGCACAGGUUUGUGGCUCUGUUGUGCUGGCGUAACACCAACGUGAUGUCCGCUUGAGCCCCUGGACAACAUGACACACCAGGAGGACAUUCUUCUGAAGACUUUGUAUGCAUCAGAGGGACAGAGGGGCUGAUCCAAGGCAGAUCCAAGUGCGUGGAGCUUCACUGGAAAGAACCAUUUUGUCCUAGAAGGAGUUGAGGUGAUCCUGGAUAAUUAUGCCUGAGACUGAAACCCCAGGAGAGCAUCCCUCUGAGCUCCCUCAAGAUCCACACUGGAAGUUCCUGGUUGUCUACCUUUGCUUCUAUGGCUUCAUGACCCAGCUCAGACCUGGCGAGAGCUUCAUCACUCCCUACCUGUUAGGAACAGAGAAGAAUUUCACCAAGGAAGAGGUAACCAAUGAAAUUACACCUGUGCUGUCCUAUUCAUACAUUUUUGUGCUGGUGCCCAUCUUCCUGCUGACGGACUACCUGCGGUACAAGCCAGUGCUGGUGCUGCAGAGCCUGAGCCACAUCUCCAUCUGGCUGCUCCUGAUCUUUGGCACCGGCAUCCUCGCCAUGCAGUUCAUGGAGUUCUUCUAUGGCAUCACCAUGGCCGCGCGGGUGGCCUACUCCUCCUACAUCUUCUCCCUGGUCACCCCUUCACACUAUCAGCGCAUGGCCAGCUAUUCGCGCACCUCUGUUCUCAUGGGAGUCUUCACCAGCUCUGUGCUGGGACAGCUCUGUGUCACAUUUGGAGGCAGCACGUUCAUGACCCUGAAUUAUAUCUCUCUGGGGUUCAUGUGCUUUGGAUUGGUCCUGACUCUCUUCCUGGAACGCCCCAAGCGCAGCCUCUUCUUCAACAGGAGUGAGCCCGUGUGCAACGGCACCUCACCCACGGAGCUGGACAAAAUGAAUGCUGGGGAGCUACCGUGGUACAAGGCGCCCAGCUGGCAGGACCUGGUCUUCAUCCGGAUGCUGAAGGAGCUGGCGGCCAUCGCACGGUUGCCGCAGCUCAGACUUUGGUCCUUCUGGUGGAUAUUUAAUUCUGCCGGCUACUACCUGAUGCUGUACUAUGUUCAGAUUUUAUGGAAUGAGGUUUAUCCCACCAGGGAUAACAGCAGGGUCUACAAUGGAGGUGUGGAAGCGGCUUCUACACUUCUCGGUGCCGUCACCUCCUUUGCAGCUGGCUACGUGAAAAUCCGCUGGGUGCUGUGGUCGGAGCUGGUGAUUUGCAUUGUGACGGCAUUCCAGGCAGGCCUCCUUUUGCUGAUGAACACGACAGCCAACAUCUGGAUCUGCUAUGUGGCCUACAUCUUUUUCAGGGGCUCCUACCAAUUUCUUGUGCCUAUAGCCAUUUUCCAGAUUGCCGCUUCCCUGUCCAAAGAGCUCUGUGCUUUGGUGUUUGGAGUGAACACCUUCCUUGCCACCGUUCUCAAGACUACCAUCACCAUUAUCAUAACGGACAAAAGAGGCCUCGCUCUCUCCGUCCAUCCUCAGUUCUACGUUUAUUUUGGCUACUUCACAUUCUUGACCGUGGUGUAUCUCGCAGCAUCUGUGUGUGUGGCUGUGAGGCACAAUGCACGCAGGAAGCCUCAAGAGGAACGCUGCAGCCCGGAUGGUGAAGUCUCAGGAAAAGACAAAAGCACCGAGCUGGCUAGUGAGUUGGGGAAAGGCGAGAGCCCUGCCUGACCAGCCCCCACGUGGAAGACAAGCUCUCCUUCAGCACCUGAGAAAGUGACCCUGUAUUUCCGGGUCAAUCCAGCAUUGGUUUCAGGAUAUCCAGUCACUGCAUAGGCCAAGAUGGAGAAAGCUUUCUGUGGUUUUGGCAUCAAGCAGUAUGGGACUGAGGGACUGUGGCUUCCCCGUUCUCUUGGGGUCUCAUUUUACUUCUGCAUCCACUCUCUCCAGGGGCAAGCUGUGAGGAGGGAGGCAGCAUACGCCACCAUAGGGCAAAUGUAUGAAUGUGAUUUUAAAUGCAGCUGUUUCCUCACCAGGCAUGUGAGUGAUGCAACAGAGAAAAUAUAUGCAGGCACUUUUUUAACAAAAAGAAAGCAAUUCAACUUUUUAUAAAGUUUUCUAUUGAUUUGUCAAUGCAAUCUGCUGGAAAGGAUGGCGUUACAGGUUUGUUUGGGUUUUUUAAAAAAUUCUCCUGCAGUUCCAGCCCAGGGACCAUUUGAUGUUUACCUAAGUGGAUUCCUAGAGCUCCUCAAACUUUGAGAUAAGAAGUCAGUCUCCUGUUCGUCCCUCUCAGUCAAAGACAGUAGAGGGGAAAAUCCCAAGUCCCUGAAAAUGGAUCUUAAACUUGCAAUCACAAGAGCAGUUCAGAUUUCCAGGGACUUUGAUUCUAGCAGAGACGAUGGACAAUCAGCAUCCCUGAUGAGUCACCCGUCUAGCGCAGGCUUGGGGAAGGGGGGGGGGCUACUGGAUCGGGUAGCCAGUUGUUCUUUAGCGGUUCCAUUUUCUCACUGCAUGUUGUCUCUCUCCCCGCUCUUUUCAGGGAUGUGAUGUUGCUCAGUAGUCAUCCAUCGAAAGGCACUCUGCACAUUAUUUCACGUGUUCUAGGAAUGAGUGAGAGGUUUGUGUCGUCGUACACGCGUAGGACUGUAAUGUCUGAACAACAUGAAUCAAAAGAGGAUAUUGUCCUUUAUUCAGUGCCUUUAGGAAACAGUUUAUAGAACACAACGCACAAAGGUAUAGAAAUCCACAGGCUUUUAAAAUUGCAGUGAGUUUCACAAAAUACAGUAGACAGAAACUGUGACUUGGACAGGUUCUUAUACCCAUCUCCCCCCACCCCACGUAGUAAAAUUCCCGACUGACAGUAAAAAAAGUUGGGUAGAAAUUUAGCACCUGGGCUUUUUCACAGCUGCUUGGGCAUUCGUGUUUAAAAGAAACUGGUACAUGACAAUAUCAAAGUCUGGAUAAGAUGAGAGCAAGGCUGUCAGGCUUUUCUCACUCGGUAGCUUAAAAGCCACCUGGCCACAAACCUCCUUAUGCCAAAUUCACCUGCACUGCUGGGGAACUGAGCAAAGCAGUGAUGUGCAACACCAGAUAGUGGUUAAGUGUGUCCUCUAGUCAUUCCCGGGCCCUGAAAUAUUUACACAUUGUCAGUUGCUUUCUUAAGAGGCUGACAGUAUAGCUAUGAGGAAUGGCUUCGGUCUAGUGGUUCCUGCCACAUAACGGGGGGGCGACAGAGUGAGAAGGAAAAGAGGUGGUUAAAAGGGACCCGUAUCCCUGUCCAGACUAACUCACAGAACAGCCAGAUUAGGGUCAGAGUUCAAGGAGGAUUUAGGAGAAUAGGUAUAAAGCCAAUCAUUGCAUUUAUUGUUAAUCAAAGGGGUGAUGAAGUCAGAAACUUCCAUCUCUACAUUUAAGCUGCAGCUGGAGGUUGAGGAAUGAUGUUGAAGAAGACAGAUGGGCUUCGAGGAUCCUAACUGACCAGGCAGUGGGCCAGGCAGUUUGCACCAGAGCCCAUUCCCCCAUGGACAUGCUUGGUCACGGGGGAGUGUGGCAACCACUUGAGGAGGGCAAAAGGAAAAUGUAAAAAGGUUUUUUUUAAAAAAAAAAUGAGUUUUUUCUCCUCUUCUUUCCAAGCUCAGAGAAAAUAUUUCGGCAAAAUCAACCACCUGAUGUAGUUGUUCUUAAUAGCUCUGGUUCUCUUGCAGAAAAGAUAGGAGGGCCGGGAGAGAAGCACUGUGCAAAGCAAGACUUGUAGCCUUAAUCCAUGUGACUUGCAUUGAUGGGCAGGAUGCUACAAAUCCUGUGACAAGAAUUGGAACCAGAAUAUUGUGACUAGGAGAGCAUUAUUUGACUCUGCAGCAUAAGAGAACCUCAGCAAAAAUACUAGGCCGGCUGCUAUCUCUGACACGGGCCCUUUUCAAACUGCCUUUGUAUUCCGUUUUAGUAACUGGUUGCUAAUGGAUUUUUUCCUGUCAUUUUAGACAGACCCAUUAUUAGUAAGCAGCUGCUAGUGGAAUUUAUGUACCCAUUCAUACAAACCCGCUUGCAUCGGGUUAGCAAAGUGUGGUUGAGCUGCUUUUGAGGGAAACUGCUUUUUUUCUGUUUUCAACCCC
Messenger RNA from Gekko japonicus, 4057 nucleotides. RefSeq names its product solute carrier family 19 (folate transporter), member 1 (gene SLC19A1). Gene Ontology annotation, biological process: folate transmembrane transport. The coding region runs from base 225 to 1676 and encodes 483 amino acids. Gene Ontology annotation, cellular component: basolateral plasma membrane; apical plasma membrane; plasma membrane. The transcript is spliced from 6 exons. NCBI's taxonomy places the organism in Eukaryota, Metazoa, Chordata, Lepidosauria, Squamata, Gekkonidae. Gene Ontology annotation, molecular function: folic acid binding; folate:monoatomic anion antiporter activity. The record is from RefSeq and is a predicted model, not a curated record.